Messenger RNA from Arachis duranensis, 893 nucleotides. Its product is annotated as probable ribosome biogenesis protein RLP24. Gene Ontology annotation, cellular component: nucleolus. The coding region runs from base 157 to 666 and encodes 169 amino acids. NCBI's taxonomy places the organism in Eukaryota, Viridiplantae, Streptophyta, Magnoliopsida, Fabales, Fabaceae. The transcript has 5 exons. The record is from RefSeq and is a predicted model, not a curated record. Gene Ontology annotation, biological process: ribosomal large subunit biogenesis.
AAAAACUAAAAAAAUACUCCUAUACUUGGACUCUGUAGUUUAAAGCUGAAUUUAGCGAAACCCUCAAAACCUCAGCAGCCGUGGCGGCGACACUGCCACUCCGCCGUCUCUCUCUCUCUCCAUCUGAGGAAGCGUUGCUUUUAGUUUAGAGGCAGAAUGAGAUUGGAAAAGUGCUGGUUUUGUUCUUCAACCGUGUACCCUGGACAUGGAAUCCAGUUUGUUCGUAAUGAUGCAAAGAUUUUCCGAUUUUGUAGAUCUAAAUGCCACAAGAACUUCAAAAUGAAGAGGAAUCCUCGGAAAGUAAAAUGGACCAAGGCGUAUAGGCGGGUGCAUGGAAAGGAUAUGACUCAGGAUUCAACCUUUGAGUUUGAGAGAAAGCGAAACAGGCCAGAGAGAUAUGACAGGAAUCUUGCGGAGAACGUCCUCAAGGCCAUUCCAAAGAUUGAAAAGAUAAGAGUCACCAGGGAGGAGAGGCACCAUAAGAAUAGAAUGAAGGGCAAGAAAAGAAAGAUACAGAAGGAGGCAACAAGGGAGUUGGAGCAGGGCAUCAGUUUGGUCAAAGCUCCUUUGGCCCUUCAGAAGGACCCAUCUCUUACAUUACCACAAAAGAUCAAAGUCUCUGUUUCUCAACAGCAAUCAGAGGACAACAAUGCGAUGGAGGAAUGAUGUCAAUGCUGCACUCUGUGUGUGUGUGUGUGUGAUUUUUUUCAUUUGUUUGAUGUUUGUCGCUGGAUUUGGAUUAAUAGAGGUUUUAAGGCCGAAAUUGUAAGUUGAUUAAUUUGUUGUCAAUCAGUAAUGCGAAUGGUAUGAAUUUUGAAACAACAGUUUUGAGCAUGGAGGAUAUGUUGGUGACAUGUUUGGAUGGAGUCUUUGGACGAUGAUUCUCUGAGACA